GUUUACACAUCGUUGCCAAAGCCGCGUCGGGUACUGCAGUCUGCAUUAACAUAUCUGCCUAUAAUUCAAAAGGUUUCUGUUCCGCUCGGACCCCCCUGGCAGUUCCCUGCUGCAAGUGCUGGACGAUAGCUCAUCACCUUCGCCUUCUCCUGUUGCAAACAGUUCAGCACCUGCGUCCAAAGUGUCUCGUUGGGCCAGCACUUCUCUCAGACACUUCUUUACGACACGAUACCUACUCAGCUGUGAUCGAGAGCGAUCUUUAUCUACUGUUGGUAUCACCUCCUGUACAGCAUAGUUACAGCCAAACAUCUCCCUCCGCCAGCCGAGGCGAACGUCAUACCGCCAUCAUGAGCAACACCAUUGGGCAGGCGAGGACGAUGAAACGGAAGAAUGUCAAAGGUCUCGCUCUGAGUGCACCGCCAAAGCCAGCCGUGCCUUCAGACGAGGACUCUCAGCUGCCUGGCGCUCUGGGAAACGAUGGACAUCGAGCAGAUACCCUAGAGAUAGGCGUCGAGUUUAGACCAGACUGGCGGAGCGAGGAUCUGGAAGUCGUGAAAGAGCUCGGUUCUGGUAAUGGAGGUACUGUCAGCAAGGUGCGGCACAAAGGCUGGAACAUUGUCAUGGCGAGAAAGAUCAUUCACGUUGAGGCCAAGAAGGAGAUCAGGAAGCGUAUCGUGAGGGAACUGCAGAUCAUGCACGAAUGCAACUCGCCAUAUAUCGUCUCCUUCUACGGAGCCUUCAUGAACGAGUCGAAUGACGUGGCCGUGUGCAUGGAGUAUAUGGACGUUGGCUCUCUCGACAGCAUAUCCAAGAACUUUGGCCCCGUUCGCGUCGACGUGCUGGGAAAGAUUGCAGAAGCUAUCUUAGGCGGGCUCAAGUACCUGUACUUGGCCCACAGAAUCAUGCAUCGAGAUAUCAAGCCUUCGAAUGUCUUGGUGAAUAGCAAGGGACAGAUCAAACUCUGCGACUUCGGCGUGUCAUCUGAAUUGGAGAAUAGUGUGGCUGACACUUUCGUCGGUACUGGGACUUACAUGGCGCCCGAACGUAUCCAAGGUAGCCCUUACUCUGUCAAGAGUGAUGUCUGGAGUGUUGGUCUGACCCUCAUGGAGCUGGCGAUCGGCAAGUUCCCUUUCACUUCGUCAGCUGAUGAUGGCGAAGAGGAGGCAAGCGGGCCACAAGGCAUCCUAGAUCUGCUGCAGCAAAUUGUUCUAGAGCCUGCGCCAAAGCUGCCCAAGAGCGAGGCUUUUCCGCAGAUUCUCGAAGAUGUCAUUGCGAAAUGUCUUCUGAAGGUACCAGAAGAACGACCCACUCCGCAGGAACUAUAUGACACGGAUCCCUUCUUGCAAGCGGCGAAGCGCACUCCAGUCGACCUGGAGGCGUGGGCCGUCAGUAUGAUGGAGAGACAUAACCGCAAAAGCCAUCUGGCUCCCCAGCUGUCGCCGUCGAGCAGAGCACUGUUGCGAGGCGAGGACACACCGAGCCAGAGCUCGCAAUCGAGUAUAAAUGACCACACACCCAUAACUGGCGAGAUCCCGAUUGUGGCUACGCCUCCGUCGAAUGGGACAGCUCGACCUUUCCCUACGAGAACCAGUAGUGCCAAUCUUGCCCAUUCACAAAUGAACUUGCCCAUUCGACAGGCGCCAGGGACCAGCAGACCUGAGACAGCUGGCAGCGAUCGAAGCGAUGCCUAUAGGAGGAUUGCACCUGGAUACGCCGCUCAUUGAUGCGUGUGAUGCCAGAGUCCCACCCGAACCAAGACAUAUCGAGUGCCGCUGCUUACAUGUGGCUUUGUGCGUUCGGGAGCACGCGCUACACUACAUCGAUAUAUUGCUACGACUCAGCCCUGCAGCCUUACUGUACUUCUAUGCGAUGCGCAGUGUACGACGCUUUCUCCGAGACAAUACACCAUGACUGCGAGAGAUGUCAAGAUUGCAGCGCCGACUCGGACAACCUCUUUCCGCCUCCCCAGAUGUCCGAACCGAGCUUGCACCAAGCCUUCGUGCAGUCCAUAUGCAAUCUGAUGCAAUUACAUGUUGGCGAUGCUCUUGAAACACCCGAGGUCUCUGGUAGUGCUUCGAGACGUCAUGCUCUAUCACUGAGCCAUGCCUCACACCGGGUAUCGAGCAGCGAAUGUGGCUAGGAACAUUUGCCUACGGGGUUUUCGCACGGGAUAUCGUGCACCACUCUCUCGCCACCGCUCCCCUGCAGUGCCGACCGAUUGUCCACGUGUAGACUUGGCAAGGUGUUUGGCAUGGCAGAAAUUUGCCAAAACGAGGCUACUUCGAAUUUCUGUUAUCUUCCGCUGUCAUCUCAGCGCUCUGUGUAUCCAAGGGACAAACAAAUAUGGCAGCACCCAGUCUGACACAACAUUCUCAAUUUUGCUUUGCUUUGCUUUGCGCUUCUACGCAUGCGUAUGAGAGGCGUGGCACUACCCUAAUGGCAUUUAGCCAUCCUGACGUGUAAUUGCUGCAGCAUGGGUUGUACAGAUUGCGGAGUAUGGCAGCAAACCAGGGAAAAUUGUUGUGAGAUUGGCAUAUGAAGAUGGUAGAAUGGCAAGAAAGGCUCUGUCUGCAUCUCAGGAUUGGUUGCGGGGCAAUGGGCAUAUGCGAGUGAGUGGGAGGGUCGUGCUAUAGGCUGGAGGUUACAUAUUUGUGUGGGAGCGGAUCGACGGAUUGGACGAAUAAUUGGUUCUGUAACCUUGUCCAGUUUUUGUGCAUGCAUGGAGUAUCUUGUGGUUGCUAACAUCCGCAUUGCAUAAGUAAAUCUCGUGGCGGCGGCUGCUGCUGCUGCUGCUUCUGCUAUACAUCAAGUUAUAGGGGUGUACAAAAGGCACGCGUGAGCCGUCGUUGGCAAAAUUCGAGCCUGUUCGGAGGUAUACUUCGAUACCUCCUCUGUCGUGGUAUUGAGGCGCGUGGUCGUUCUACCGGUGUACAAGGCACCUAUAGCUUCUCGUUGGCGGACUUUCAGUUCUAAGUGCUGACGAGUCUCGGAGGGCACAUCUGACUUGCCGUAGGGUUGGUGGUAGCCGUGAACGGGGAGGAGAAAGUGGUGGAGGACGGGCACGCAAGGCACAUGGGAGCACUGCUUGGCUGCUGACCGUCGGGAGGGAGCAGUUGAUAGGACAGUGAGUGGUUGGUGUGGUGACAGCCAGUAGUCUGUCUCUCUGUGCCUGACAUGCUGCGAAGAAUCUCGACUUGUGCAGUAGAUUUCCAAUGUUGGUAGACGUGGUUGCAAAC
This is a messenger RNA of Sphaerulina musiva SO2202, 3236 nucleotides long. RefSeq names its product mitogen-activated protein kinase. Gene Ontology annotation, molecular function: ATP binding; protein kinase activity. The transcript is spliced from 2 exons. Bases 348 to 1724 code for a protein of 458 amino acids. Lineage: Eukaryota; Fungi; Ascomycota; Dothideomycetes; Mycosphaerellales; Mycosphaerellaceae. Gene Ontology annotation, biological process: protein phosphorylation. The record is from RefSeq and is a predicted model, not a curated record.